This is a messenger RNA of Vanessa atalanta (red admiral), 1922 nucleotides long. It is a transcript of the gene temp, whose product is annotated as protein prenyltransferase alpha subunit repeat-containing protein 1. Lineage: Eukaryota; Metazoa; Arthropoda; Insecta; Lepidoptera; Nymphalidae. Gene Ontology annotation, cellular component: cytoplasm. Bases 172 to 1512 code for a protein of 446 amino acids. The record is from RefSeq and is a predicted model, not a curated record. Gene Ontology annotation, molecular function: protein prenyltransferase activity. The transcript has 3 exons. Gene Ontology annotation, biological process: protein prenylation.
CUCAGUCUAUAAAUGUUUAUGGAAUGUGUUAAAAAAUAAUAAACAUAUAUACGUCACACAUACGAAAAUCAAGACAAAAAUGGGUUAGGGUAGCUUUUUAAGCAUCUUAUCUUAACAAAUAAUUAAGGGUUAAAUUAUUUUAGUAGUAGUUCCUAAAAGACAAGAUACACAAUGGAAGAAGAUAAAUUUGCUUUAGUGGAGAAAAUAAUAAAAGACGUACAUAAUGUUUUGUCUAAAAUAGCUGAUUUGUAUGCCUUUGAUGUGGUUCCUAUGGAUAUUAAUUUUCAAAAUAAGUCGCCUGUCCUACAUUUGGAAAACUGCUUAGGCUUAGAAUCUUGGUGUGUUAAGCAUGUGUAUAUGUAUUGUUAUUCAGAACUUAUGGAUAAGUAUAGCCCUAAGUUCAAACGCAAGUCGAAGAAGAUCUCAAAUAUAGAUUCUGAUCGUUUGAUCAGAUUGCUGAAUGUGACAAUUUUACUUAAUCCCGAAAUAAAUUCUUUAUGGAACAAAAGACGUGAUUUGGUGCUUGGACUCUUGUUAGAUAAGACCGUUGAAUUGCAUUUCAUAAGACUCGUUCUGUCAAGAAAACCUAAAUGUAAUGAAGCAUUUGUGUAUCGGAGAUGGCUUCUGGAAUCCAUUUUUCAGGAAGAGAAUUAUGAAAGGAACAGCAUUGAACAUUUAAUUAAUGAUGAAUUAAUUAUUUGUGAUUUAGCUUCAGAUAAGAGUCCAAAUAAUUAUCACAGUUGGAAUCAUCGGAUAUGGUUGUUAAAUAAAGUAAAAACAAUCUCAACAUAUUACGAUCCUAAUGCCCUUUACAUUAAAGAAUAUAAUUCUUCAGAGAAAUGGACAUCAAAACAUGUUUCAGACUUCAGUUGCUUUCACUAUCAUCAAUAUUGUAUUAAAAAUCUAUAUAACCUCUGUAAUGACUCUUGGAAAAGUCUUGAAAAAACAUUAAAUAUUAAUUUUAGAAAAAACCUUGUUAGAGUUCUGGCAUCAAACUUUCCAAAGGAUGUAACAAUUCAGGCUUCAGAGGAAAAUUUACUUGGAUACUCCGAGGAAAACUUAAUGAACCUCCUACUUUCUUAUUCUAAUAAAAUCUGUAAUUGUAAUGUGAAUUAUGUGCAAAUGUGUAAGAAAAUAGAAAUUUUAUUUCAUGCAUUGGUAUUGAAUAAUGAGUUGAUAUGUUUCUAUAAAUACCAUGAGACUUUGUGGUAUCACAGAAGAUUUAUUUUGCAUGAAAUUAUUUCAAUCAUGUAUGAACACUUUGGUCUUGUCAGAUAUAAUGGUGCACUUGUCAAGAAAAACUGCAAAAUUUGCAACUUCGAUGAUAUGAGACAAAAGCAAGCUAAAAUUGGAAGGUAUGACACCAACCAUAUUUACUCGAAUGUAUUGUUUAAUGUUAUUCUCUCACAUGAAAAGCAAAUCAUUGAAGAGAGACAGAAAGAUGGAGAUCCCAAUGCAGAUAGACAUGAGAAAUAUUUGAAGUUUGUUGAAGGUUUUAACAAUGUCAUGUAAAAUACAUUUUGUGAGAGUUUUAUACUAAUUCAUAUUUUACGAAAUGUCAUACUGCAGUAGCAAUCAUUUUGACAUCUUUAAUGGUUCCAUAUUACAAAAAAUAUUUACCACUUUUCCAAUUUUCUAUUAUAAAAAAGAUUAUAUUGUAGUCAUGUAAGAAAAAUAUACUUAAUAUAUGAGUUUUAAUAUAUAAAGAGUCACAUUUUAGUUUUUUUAAUUUUAAGUGUAUAGAAAAGACAAACUUUUAAGCAAUGAAUGAUAGAUGGUGAUAUAUAGAUAUUACAUAUAAAAUGAGUUAGAAUUCUGCUAGAUAUGAUAAUUGUGUGUUAUUUAAUUACACAGUAAUUUGUAUUAAAUUUUAUUGCUGUAAUAUAGAGUUGUGUAUGAUAUUAUGUUUCAUUGGGUGUAUU